UUUUUCUCUGUACGACCGAGGAACAAGUUGAACCGUGUGGGUAGAGAACGGCUGGUGAUGUUCACAGUUGACACUUGUCUGAAAAACAAAAAAACAAAAAACGAAAAAAAACACAAUGAUGAAGCCUUCGCCUUGCGUUUAAUUAAGGUUCUUGGAAAUUAAUUUCGUCAUCAUGUUGUGUUGUUCUGAGAGACUUGACAUACCCUAGCCCAAGGUUGGUUUUGUGAGCAUACAGCUGUGAUUUUUGUAUUGCUGUUGAAUUUUGAUAAUGGAUCAUCCACGGUCAAGUUCAGGGAAUGGUGAAGACAAUGUUGGGAUUCCGGAUGAUUUGCGGUGCAAGAGGUCUGAUGGGAAACAGUGGAGAUGCACUGCAAUGUCUAUGCCAGAUAAAACAGUGUGUGAAAAACAUUAUAUCCAGGCAAAGAGGAGAGCUGCAAAUUCGGCAUUAAGGGCUAGUUUGAAGAAAGCAAAAAGGAAACCUUUAGUUGAAAGUGACAUAUACUUGGAGAGUAAAAGUGAUGAUUAUGACAUGCCAAUUGUGAACAUGAAAGAUGGUGACCAUCCUUCUGUGUCUGGCAAGAAAUAUAUGGAGAAGGUGUCCAAAAGCCAUUUUCGCUAUUCACCUGAAACACCUCCUACAAGGAGCUUGUCAGCACAUAAUUCUCUGAAGGAAAAUGAUGAUUUACAGCGAGAUGUUGUAGACGAGAAUUUGAGGUCUUAUAAGACACCACCCCAUUCUGCCAUGGACUCUUCCAGAAAUAGAUCUCAAAAGAGUACCGAUGCUAGUACUAUGAUGGAAUAUUCAGAUGGAAGCAUGAAUUGUUCUGAAGAUACUGGUGGACAAAUUUGUCAUCAGUGCCGGAGGAAUGAUAGAGAUAGAGUUAUUUGGUGCCAAAAAUGUGAUAAGAGAGGAUAUUGUGAUAACUGUAUCUCAACAUGGUACUCAGACAUCCCAUUGGAAGAAAUUGAGAAGGUCUGUCCUGCAUGUUGUGGUUCUUGUAACUGCAAGUCAUGCUUACGUGGGGAUAAUAUGGUUAAGGUAAGGAUACGAGAAAUACCUGUCCUGGACAAGUUGCAGUAUCUCUAUUCCCUUCUGUCUGCUGUGCUUCCUGUGAUUAAACAGAUCCAUCAAAUUCAGUGCUUUGAAGUAGAACUGGAAAAAAAACUUUAUGGUAAAAAGCUUUUCAUGUUCAAUUUUCAGCAUAUAACACAUAUGCAUAAUGUGACAAUUUUUGCAAUUAUUUUUCCAGGCAAUGACAUAGAUCUUGUCAGGACAAAAUUGAAUGCAGAUGAACAGAUGUGCUGCAACUUCUGUAGAAUACCUAUCAUUGAUUAUCACCGGCAUUGUGGAAAUUGCUUGAUAGAUCUGUGCCUUAGUUGCUGUCAAGAUCUUCGAGGACCAUCUACAAGUGAUAUGAAAGGAGAAAAUCAUGCUACUUUGAGAAGUCAAGGCUCAAAAACUGUGUCCGAGCAAGUUAAAAUAUCCAGACUGGGAAUAAAUAUAUCUGAAAGGUUCCCUGGCUGGAAAGCCAAUAGUGAUGGCAGUAUUCAAUGCCCCCCCAAGGAGCAUGGUGGCUGUGGUCAUCGAUCAUUGAACCUUAGCCGAAUAUUUAAAAUGAAUUGGGUUGCAAAACUAGUGAAGAAUGUGGAGGAAAUGGUUAGUGGCUGUAAGGUUCAUGAUGCUGGAACUGUUCAAUUAACUGGGUUGAACAAUACAAGACUCCUCCAGUGUGCUCACAGAGACAAUGGAGAGGAUAACUUCUUGUACUGCCCAUCAUCUCAAGAUAUUAAAAGUGAAGGGAUUGGCAAUUUUAGAAAACAUUGGGUCAAGGGUGAACCUGUUAUUAUUAAGCAGGUAUGUGACAGGCCAUCCAUGUCAGUCUGGGAUCCAAAAGAAAUAUGGAGGGGGAUUCGGGAGACAACAGAUGAGAAGUCAAAAGAUGAGAACAGAACAGUGAAGGCUAUAGAUUGCCUAGACUGGUCUGAGGUUGAUAUUGAACUUAGUCAGUUCAUCAAUGGAUACUCAGAAGGACGAUACCGCAAAGAUGGUCAGCCAGAAAUAUUGAAAUUGAAGGACUGGCCUUCUUCCAGUGCUUCUGAAGAAUUUUUAUUGUAUCAUAAACCUGAAUUUACCAGUAAACUGCCUUUACUUGAGUAUAUCCAUUCUCGGUUGGGUUUUCUAAAUGUUGCUGCAAAACUACCUCAUUAUUCCUUGCAAAAUGAUGUUGGACCUAAAAUUUAUAUGUCUUAUGGGACUAAUGAGGAACUUGGUAGAGGUGAUUCAGUGACCAAUCUUCACUUCAAUAUGCGUGACAUGGUAUAUUUGUUGGUGCACAUGUGCGAAGUGAAGCAGAAGAAAGCUGAAGCUGAGAAGAUCCAAAGAUCUGCAUCAGAAUUUGAGAUGAAUGAAUCAGCUGAGAAUCCGGAAAAGAGUUUGAAUGAAGGAAAGUUACCUGAUAUAUCACUUGAUGGACAUGAUGUGAAGAAUGAAUGUGGGGAAAAGUCUGCUGAAGACGAGGAUGAGGUAAUGGAGGAUCAAGGGAUUGAAACUAAUAUUAAUGAAGAGAAAGUCAUUAAUUCUGAACUGUUAAAUGGAGAUGGUGAAGAUAAGUCUGAAAAGAGUCUUCCAGGAGCACAUUGGGAUAUCUUCCGUCGGCAGGAUGUUCCAAAGUUAGUCAAGUAUUUGCAAGAACACUGGGAUGAGUUUGGGGAGCCUGGUGAUGAUAUAAAGGAUUUUGCUACACGUCCUCUUUAUGAAGAAAAAGUAUACUUGAAUGGGGAUCGUAAAAGAAAAUUGAAAGAAGAAUUUGGAGUUGAGCCUUGGUCAUUUGAACAGCAUUUGGGGCAAGCUGUAUUUGUUCCUGCUGGCUGCCCAUAUCAAGUGAGAAAUCUUCAGUCCACUGUCCAGUUGGGCCUUGAUUUUUUAUUUCCUGAAAGCCUUGGAGAGGCUGUGAGGUUGGUUGAAGAAAUCCAUUGCCUUCCGAGUGAGCAUGAAGCAAAACUUCAAGUUUUGGAGGUCAGGGAAAGGAAAAUUUUCCCAGAAGUCGGCAAAAUAUCACUAUAUGCAGCAAGUUCAGCUAUCAAAGAAGUCCAGAAAUUGGUGCUUGAUCCAAAGCUUGGUACAGAGCUUGGAUUUGAGGAUCCUAAUUUAACUGCAGCUGUUUCUAAGAACUUGGAUGAUGUUAUGAAGCACAAACAGAUAACUUGUGCUUGAAUUAGUGUACAAUAAUUGUAAUUUAGUCACAGGAUAGCUAAUUCUUAUAGCUGCCACAUUAUGCCCCAGAUAGAACUGUAAUAUACCAAUGUAUUUAUUUUUGGUAUUUUUAACUUAAUGUGCUUAUAUUUUAAGUAGCCAGAUUAUAGAUGCUUUAGGGAAAAUGAUAGCAAAAUGUUUAUUGCAAAUUGAUGAAACUUCUUGUGAAAUUCAAGGGCUUAUCUGAUUUGAUGGCA
Mangifera indica (mango) is the source of this 3450-nucleotide messenger RNA. RefSeq names its product lysine-specific demethylase JMJ25-like. Gene Ontology annotation, molecular function: chromatin DNA binding; histone H3K9 demethylase activity; transcription coregulator activity. The record is from RefSeq and is a predicted model, not a curated record. Gene Ontology annotation, biological process: regulation of transcription by RNA polymerase II. Gene Ontology annotation, cellular component: chromatin; histone deacetylase complex. The transcript is spliced from 13 exons. Bases 269 to 3214 code for a protein of 981 amino acids. Lineage: Eukaryota; Viridiplantae; Streptophyta; Magnoliopsida; Sapindales; Anacardiaceae.